CUAACACCAACCACGAGUACCAGACCAGUUGCAUACACACAUUGAAGUGCCGCUCUCGCACCUGCUCACUCAACUGUUCCAACAAAGGACCGCAACGACCAAAGAUGGCGGAAAACGAACUCAAACAGAUACUCUCACACCUCACAUCCAUCAAGUCCAACGCCGAACUCCAAAAAGCUCCCCAGCUCCUCUCGCGCGCGAAGCUCAACCUCCUCAAGCUAAAUGCACUCGUCCCAUCAGAAGAGCUGAAGCCGCAACAUCUCCCAUAUGCCCUCGCAGUUCUCGAAGCCGGCGCUCUCAUCUCGAUCCGCCUGCGCGACACGGAUUCUUUCACACGGUACUUCCAGCAACUGCAGCCGUUCUACGCCAUCCCCCGCGCUACUAGAGAGAGAUUUGGGGCGAAAGACAGUCAGGAGGGCAAGGUCACAGGGUUGUAUUUGCUGUUGUUGUUAAGCGUGGGAGAUUAUGCUGGCUUUCAUACCGUGCUCGAGGGAAUUGAAGUUUCUGGGAGUGGAAUCGAGAAGGAUGAAUUUGUGAAGUAUCCGGUCAGGCUGGAGCAGGCUCUGAUGGAGGGUUCUUACGAUAAAGUGUGGGCAGAGACGACGGGCGAGAGGGUGCCGAGCGAGGAGUUUGGGGUAUUCAGUGAGGUCCUCAUCGACACCAUCAGGUCAGAGAUCGCUUCAUGCUCAGAGCGUGCGUACCCUUCGCUGCCCAUCUCAAACGCCAAGAACUUGCUGUUCUUGGAUUCCGAGGGUGCUGUCAUCCACUUCGCGCAGUCAAGAGGCUGGGUAGCCAAGGACGGACGUAUAUACUUUCCCGCACAGGAGGCAGAUGCGCUCGCUGCGGAGAAGGAUGUCAUGAGCAAUAGCGACGUGGUUAUUGAGAACACACUGGGCUACGCAAGAAAGCUCGAGACGAUUGUGUAGAAGUAUUCAUUCCAUGGAGGUCAAGAGCAAGAAUUCUGUAAGAUGGUGGUGCGUAUAGGAACAGCGCUGCUUGAGCGAUGCGCGCCUUGCUGUGCUGUGCUACGAAAGCCAGUAUAGAGUAUGCUUCAUGAGAAGCAAUGAGUAAUGCAUACAACUUGUACC
Sphaerulina musiva SO2202 is the source of this 1088-nucleotide messenger RNA. RefSeq names its product proteasome regulatory particle subunit. Gene Ontology annotation, cellular component: proteasome regulatory particle, lid subcomplex; cytosol; nucleus. The record is from RefSeq and is a predicted model, not a curated record. Gene Ontology annotation, biological process: proteasome-mediated ubiquitin-dependent protein catabolic process. Lineage: Eukaryota; Fungi; Ascomycota; Dothideomycetes; Mycosphaerellales; Mycosphaerellaceae. The transcript is spliced from 2 exons. Bases 105 to 926 code for a protein of 273 amino acids.